AAGGCUUGUGUUCAUGGUGGUGACCCUCACCCUGCUUCCAAGGCUUGUGUUCAUGGUGGUGACCCUCACCUUGCUUGCAAGGCUUGUGUUCAUGGUGGUGACCCUCACCCUGCUUGCAAGGCUUGUGUUCAUGGUGGUGACCCUCACCCUGCUUCCAUGGCUUGUGUUCAUGGUGGUGACCCCCACCUUGCUUCCAAGGGCUUGUGUUCAUGGUGGUGACCCCUCACCCUGCUUCCAAGGCUUGUGUUCAUGGUGGUGUCCCUCACCCUCCUUCUGUGGCUUGUGUUCAUGGUGGUGACCCUCACCCUCCUUCUGUGGCUUGUGUUCAUGGUGGUGACCCUCACCCUCCUUCUGUGGCUUGUGUUCAUGGUGGUGACCCUCACCCUCUUUCUGUGGCUUGGAUUCGUAGUGAUGGCGCUCAUGUCUGUCAAGCUGUGGCU
This is a messenger RNA of Staurois parvus, 440 nucleotides long. The record is from the annotation of a GenBank genome assembly. NCBI's taxonomy places the organism in Eukaryota, Metazoa, Chordata, Amphibia, Anura, Ranidae.